AUACAAUUCACCCAUUUACAGUAUAAAAUGCAAUGGCUUUUAGUAUAGUUACAGGGUUGUGCAACCAUCACAGUCCAUUUUAGGACAUCUGCAUCACCCCAGAAGGGACCCUGUACCAUUCUUCCUCAAUCUCUCAGCCCCAGACGACCACGAAUCUACUUUCAGCCUCUGUGGAUUUGCCUGUUCUGGACGUUUCAUAAAAUGGGAUCACACAACAUGUGGUCUUUGUGAUUAGACCACAUUUUGUUUUAUCCAUGAAUCAGUUAGUUGUUUCCACUCUUUUGGAUAUUAUGAGGAAUGCUUCUGGGAAUGCUGGGAUCCCAGUGUCCUAUGGACACGUGAUCCUUUCACCCAGCGUCUCUGUGUCAGAUGCUUUGAGGAGCGGCCAGACUGUUCGCCAACGUGGGUGCAUCACUGAAAUUCCUCCUCGGGGCCCCCCGGCCUGUCCCCGUCUGUCCUGCUCACUGCCGUAGAGGGGGUGAAGGGCCACCUCGCUGUGUUUUGGUCUGCGUUUCCCUGACGGCUGAGGCUGUAGCGUUUUUGUUACAGUCUGCCCGACGGUGGCCAUAAGUGAAGUCUCUGUGGAUCUGUUUUCGUCGGUAGUUUUCACGGACAUUACUUUAUCUUUGACAAGAUACUAGUCAUUGUAUUUGGAGGAAUAAUUUUCCCCACAGAUGAGAUGCCCUUUUUCGGAUGUUAUUUACAUUUACGUCUGCGGGGCAUCGUGUGGGUGGGUGGGACUCCCUUUAGCCAAGGUCAGGGCUUACUGUCCUCCGGAGGGUACACGGGACCUGACCUGAGGCUGUACUAUUGCACCCACCGUGUCCCCAUCCUGAGGGGGUCCCUGGGGAGCUCCUGGGGGGUCGCCUACUGGAUUCCUCACCUCAUUCCGGACGUGGGAUUUUGAUUUCUGCCUUCUACGUGAGGCUGUCAAAUGACAGUUACGUGUGACCAGCCGUCAUGGACGGGGCUUCCUUAUUCCCUCCGCUUCAGGCUGCUGUUCCUUGUGGAAUUCCUCGUCGGCCUGUGUGUCUGUGCGCGUGUGUGCAUGUGUGUGCUUGGCAGGGUUCUCCAGAGAAGCAGAACCAACAGGAUGUAACACAUAAAAUCAGUGUAAAAACCGAGCUAGAGAGAGACUGAAACUGGCUUGCACGACUGUGGGGCUGGCACGUCCAGAAUCUGGAGGGCAGGCGGCAGGCUGGAGACCAGGGGGGAGCUGUAGUUCGAGCCUGAAGGGGGUCUGCUGGCGGACCCCGUGUUUAUGGGGACCUUGGUCUUUUUCUAUCAAGGCCUUCAACUGAUUGGACGAGGCCCACCCACUCACAUCACGGAGGAUAAUCGGCUUCACUCAGAGUUCACUGAUUUAAAUGUUAACCCCAUCCAAAAAAUACCUUCACAGGAACAGCUACGUGGGUGUUUGACCAAACAUCUGGGUGCCACGGCCUAGCCAAGUUAACACAUAAAAUUGAAUGUCCCAGUGUGUACACACAGACGCGCGCGCACACACACACACACCCUCAGAUUUUUAAAGGCUUACUUUCAGUAUAAGAGUUACUGCAAAUAGCUAACCUGCCGUUACUCAGCUUGGAGCUUUUACACUGAUGUGUUUCUGACACAACUACUGUGACUAGCUGGAACCAAGUUAGGAUUAAUGUAACUUUUUUUCAAAAUUGCAAAAGAUUAUUGGUAAUAUAAUUAUUUAAAUUUGCUUAUGGUGUUUUUCCUCUCUCUUAUAAAACGCUUUUGAAUUUCUUCUUAAAGAAAUUGGUAUGAAUCCAUUUUUGAUGGUUCUGCCAGUUUUGUGCGCCCUCUAGUGGCCGUACGUUGCAUAGUCACUUUGUCAGGAUUUCCAAAGCCUGGAAGGUUCGCAGCUUCAGCAGAGGCUAAAACGGCACUUCUGAAUGUGGUCCCGAGUGGCCUGGAAGUUUCUGAUGCCCGCUUACAGAGUCUGGGUGUCAAGAAUCAUUUUCAUAAUACUGAUGAGGUCGGUGGCUAUAUCGACAGUGUGAGUUUUUGCUACCGUAUGAUGGGAUUUGGAAGAUUCUGUGUAAAUUCAGUGAAGUCUUAUUUUCCAGUGGCCAACACAGGAUGUUACAAAUCGUCCAUGGGUAGAAGGCGCAUCGAAGCUGCAAGAGAGGCCAAAGGAUGUAACGUAACAGGCGUGUAAAGGUCAUUGGUAUGGUUUUGGAUUCCACAUUGCAACUAAUCUUUAAGAAAUUACCAGAUGGUGUUUGCAGUAAAAGAAAACACUAUUCACUUCUGAAAAGGCUGCUAAGAUCCACGCAGUCUUAAACUGUCUGUCAACGUGAGACUGGAUCUUUCCCACACAUUUCAGCCAAGAAUUGGACUGCAACAAAUUGAAUGCAGAAACACACCCUCAGCUGUCUUUUCUUAAACCAAACGUCAGAGAGAUUUGUAAAAACAUAAAAGAGAGCCACUCUACCUAUUGUUUUGUUUUCAAAAAUACAGUUAUUUUUCAUAAAUAUGUUAUUUGUGUUAACAUAAAAUGGGUUAGGUUUUGUUACCUUAAAGUGAAUUAAAAUUUCUAGUGUGGUACAUGUAGGUAGAUCUAUAACCCACAUAAGUAAAAGCUGUUUGGGAUAUUUUUAAGGGCACAUAGGGGUCCAAAAAGUUUGACUAAAAUGUUCAAGAAACUUUGGGCUAAAGGACUACUUGAUAAUCUGCAGACAAUUCAUAAUAAAAUGUUAACGCUGAAUUACAAAACUAGAAUGGGGUAAUAAUAAUAAUCAAUAUUUAUAUAUUGUUAAUUUUUGAUACUUUAACAUCAUUUCAUUUGUACAUCAAAAAAGUCAAGAGUUGACACUUGUAUCUUUACUUUUCACAGCAUUAAAGCAGGUUCCACUCCUGACUGGACCACAUCUCUUAGGUGUCCACAAAGAUGUCGCUUGUUGCUGUGCCCUUCUACCAAAAGAGACACAAACACUUUGACCAGUCAUACCGUAAUAUUCAAACAAGGUACCUUGUGGAUGAAUAUGCAGCGAAAAAGCGCGCUUCCACCCAGACGUCUUCCCAGAAAUCUGUCACUCAGGAGUCGUCCUCGCAGAGAGAGUCCAGCCAGACGGCACCGGGGGGGACCACCUGCAGGUUGUGUGCCAGGAGGGUGAGCUCCGCGCUGGAAGAGGACGAGCAGGAAAGGAAGCACAGGUACCAGUCACUGGUGGCUUCCUAUGGGGAGGCCAAGCGGGAGCGUUUCCUCAGCGAGCUGGCCCAGCUGGAGGAGGACGUGCACCUGGCCCGCACCCAUGCCCGGGACAAGCUGGACAGAUACGCCCUGCAGCACGUGGACAGAUACGCCCUGCAGCACGCGGUGGACGACAGGCUGGCCUGGGAGAGGCACUCACGUGAGGAGCGGCUGAGCAGAGCCCCUGAGAUCCUGGUGCAGCUCCGGUCACACACCAUCUGGGAGCAGAUGUCUGUCAAGCUGUGCUUCACCGUGCAGGGCUUCCCAACUCCCGUGGUGCAGUGGUAUAAAGACGGCAGCUUGGUCUGCCAGGCAGGGGAGCCGGGAAAGUACAGGAUUGAGAGCAAGUACGGGGUGCACACGCUGGAGAUCAACAGGGCGGACUUUGACGAUACUGCGACCUACUCGGCGGUGGCGACAAACGUGCACGGACAGGUGUCCACCAAUGCGGCGGUGGUGGUGAGAAGAUUCCGAGGUGACGAGGAGCCGUUGCAUUCUGUGGGGCUCCCGAUCAGAGUGCCCCUGCCCUCCGUGAUCCCGCACAUGCACUUCGACGUCCGGUUUCUGGAGAAAUUCGGCGUCACCUUCCGGAGGGAAGGCGAGACGCUGGCUCUCAAGUGCACGCUGCUGGUGACGCCGGACCUGAAGCGGGUGCAGCCGCGGGCCGAGUGGUACCGGGACGACGUGCUGCUGAAGGAGUCCAAGUGGAUAAAGAUGUUCUUUGGGGACGGCCAGGCCUUGCUGUCCUUCAGCCACCUCAACAAGGACGACGAGGGUCUCUACACCCUGAGGAUCGUGUCCAGGGGAGGGGUCAGCGACCACAGCGCUUUCCUGUUUGUCCGAGAUGCUGACCCCCUGGUCACGGGGGCCCCUGGCGCGCCCAUGGACCUGCAGUGCCACGAUGUAAACCGGGAUUAUGUCAUCGUAACUUGGAAGCCACCCAACACGACCAAGGAGAGCCCGGUCAUCGGCUAUUUUGUUGAUCGAUGUGAAGUGGGAACUGACAGUUGGGUUCAGUGCAAUGACCGCCCCGUGAAGAUCUGUAAAUACCCCGUAACCGGACUUUUUGAAGGAAGGUCCUACAUCUUCCGCGUGCGGGCUGUCAACAAUGCAGGGAUCAGCCGGCCUUCCAGAGUCUCUGAGGCUGUGGCUGCCCUCGACCCCCUUGACCUCAAACCGUUACAAGCAGUCCACUGGGAGGGAGAUAAAGAAAUCGUAAUCUAUCAGGAGGACCUUGAAGGUGAUGUUCAGGUUCCAGGACCUCCCACCAACGUCCACGCCUCAGAAAUCAGCAGGACAUAUAUCGUCCUCAGCUGGGACCCACCUGCCCCCCGUGGCAAGGAGCCGCUGAUGUAUUUCAUUGAGAAGUCCAUGGUCGGGAGCGGAAGCUGGCAGCGGGUGAACGCACAGACGGCCGUGAGGUCCCCCCGAUACGCUGUCUUCGAUCUUGCCGAGGGGAAACCAUACGUGUUCCGAGUGUUGUCAGCAAAUAAGCAUGGCCUGAGCGACCCGUCGGAAAUCACCGCCCCCAUUGAGGCCCAGGACACCAUCGUGGUCCCCUCAGCCCCUGGCCGCGUCGUCACCUCCCGGAACACAAGGACGUCAGUGGUGGUGCAGUGGGACCAGCCGAAGCACAAAGAGGACCUGCUCGGCUACUACGUGGACUGCUGCGUGGCCGGGUCCACUGUCUGGGAGCCCUGUAACCACAAGCCCAUCGACUACAACAGGUUUGUGGUGCACGGCCUAACCACCGGCGAGCAGUACAUCUUCCGAGUUAAAGCCGUUAAUGCUGUUGGGACGAGUGAGAAUUCUCAGGAGUCUGACGUCAUAAAAGUCCAGGCCGCCCUCACCGUCCCGUCCCAUCCUUACGGGAUCACCCUUCUGAACUGUGACGGCCACUCCAUGACCCUGGGCUGGAAGGUGCCUAAGUUCAGCGGUGGCUCACCCAUCCUCGGUUACUACAUAGACAAGAGAGAGGCUCACCACGAAAACUGGCAUGAGGUCAACGCCUCGCCUCUCCAAGAGAGGAUCCUGACGGUGGAGGGCUUGGCAGAAGGCUCACUCUACGAGUUCAGAAUUGCCGCCACCAACCUCGUGGGGAUCGGGCAGCCGUCGGACCCCAGCGAGCUCUUCAAGUGCGAGGCCUGGACGGCGCCGGAACCGGGUCCUGCCUACGACCUGACGUUCUGUGAGGUCCGGGACACGUCCCUGGUGCUUCUCUGGAAGGCCCCGGUGUAUUCAGGCAGCAGCCCCAUCUCUGGGUAUUUCGUGGACCUUAAGGAAGAGGAUUCCGAAGAGUGGAUCACCGUCAACGAGGCCACCACGGCACAUCGCUACCUAAAGGUCUGCGACCUGCACCAAGGAAAAACCUACAUAUUCCGUGUCCGGGCAGUAAAUGCGAGUGGGGUGGGGAAGCCCUCAGACACGUCGGAGCCGGUACUUGUGGAGGCCAGGCCAGGCACCAAGGAGAUCAGCGCGGGCGUGGAUGAAAAAGGUGAAAUCUACCUGAGCUUUGACUGCCAGGAGAUGACGGACGCCUCUCACUUCACGUGGUGCAAAUCCUACGAGGACAUUGCAGGUGACGAGAGGUUCAAGGUCGAGACCGUGGGGGACCACUCGAAGCUGUACUUUAAGAAUCUGGAUAAAGUGGACUUAGGGACUUACUCUGUGUCCGUCAGUGACACGGAUGGUGUGUCCUCCAGCUUUGUCUUGGAUGAGAAAGAGCUGGAACGUUUGGUGACGCUGAGCAAUGAGAUAAAAAAUCCCACGAUUCCUCUGAAGUCAGAAUUAGCUUAUGAGAUUUUUGAUAAGGGCCAGGUCCGCUUCUGGCUGCAGGCUGAACACUUAUCACCAGACGCCAGCUACCGCUUUAUCAUUAAUGACAGAGAAGUCAGUAACAGCGAGACACACAGAAUCAAGUGUGACAAGUCAACUGGCCUUAUCGAGAUGGUGAUGGGUCAGUUUACCAUUGAAAACGAAGGCACCUACACUGUGCAGAUUCACGACGGAAAAGCAAAAAGUCAGUCUUCUCUGGUCCUCAUCGGAGACGCAUUCAAGGCUGUCCUAGAAGAGGCUGAAUUUCAAAGAAAGGAAUUUCUCAGGAAACAAGGCCCUCAUUUCGCUGAGUAUCUGCACUGGGAUGUUACAGAAGAUUGUGAAGUCCGGCUGGUCUGUAAGGUUGCGAACACCAAGAAGGAAACCGUUUUCAAAUGGCUAAAGGAUGAUGCUCUGUAUGAACCGGAAAAGUUGCCUGAUCUGGAGAAGGGGGUCUGUGAGCUGUUCCUACCAAAGUUGUCAAAGAAGGACCAUGGUGAAUAUAAGGCAACCUUGAAAGACGAGAGAGGUCAAGAUGUGUCUGUCCUUGAGAUAGCUGGCAAAGUGUACGAGGAUAUGAUUUUGGCCAUGAGUAGAGUCUGUGGAGCCUCUGCUUCUCCACUGAAGAUACUCUGCACCGCAGAAGAAAUAAGACUUCAGUGUUUCAUGAAAUAUUUCACCGAAGAAAUGAAAGUGAACUGGUACCACAAGGAUGCUAAGAUUGCAUCAGGUGAGCACAUGAGAGUUGGUGGGAGUGAGGAGAUGGCCUGGCUGAAGAUCUGCGAGCCCACCGAGAAGGAUAAAGGGAAAUACACCUUCGAGAUUUUUGACGGCCAAGAUACCCAUCAACGGUCACUUGACCUGUCCGGUCAAGCUUUUGAUGAAGCGUUUGCCGAAUUCCAGCAGCUCAAGGCAGCUGCUUUUGCAGAGAAAAAUCGCGGCAAGGUGCUCGGCGGCUUACCCGACGUGGUGACCAUAAUGGAGGGAAAGACCUUGAACCUGACCUGCACGGUGUUCGGGAACCCGGACCCGGACGUGAUGUGGUUCAAGAACGACAGGGACAUCGAGCUGAGCGACCACUUCUUGGUCAAGGUGGAGCAGGCCAAGUAUGUCAGCAUGACCAUCAAGGGCGUGACCUCCGAGGACUCGGGCAAGUACAGCAUCCAUGUCAAGAACAAGUACGGGGGCGAAAAGAUCGACGUGACGGUCAGCGUAUACAAGCACGGGGAGAAGAUCCCCGACGUGGUGCUGCCCCAGCAGGCCAAGCCCAAGCUCAUCCCCGCGUCCGCGUCCUCGCCCACCCAGUGAGGGGCGGCCCAGGAGACAGACGGCACGGGUGCUUGUUCCCAGCAGGUGACAAGGGCCCGCGGCGUCCAGCGUGGCUUGAUAGUCAAUCGUGCGUUACGGUUUUAGUCUUCAUGUUUGGCGAUUAGGGGUUUCUGUCCUUCUAAGCUGAAACGUGGAUGUUUUCCGGGAGGCUGCACCACUGUGUCUGCAGGCGCUGGACGGGGUGGGUUGGAGGUGAGCUGACGUUGCGCUGGGGUCGUGCCCUCUAGUGCCCUCAGGCCUAGGGGCUCUGAAAUCUGGUGGGAUAGCGUGUGUGCCUCCAUACUCUCAGCUCUCUCUUGCUUCAGGUGAAUAAAACUUUAAAAGGCAACUUGCGGUGUCUCUCCUGUACCAUCGCGUCCCCAGCACAUCUGCCUGCUCCCCUCUGGCUUGUUUAAUUACGGGUCACGGUGCAGCUUCACAGUUGGAGCAAGCAGGUGAUGCACCCCAAGCCGGGAGCCUGGGGCGGGGACCAGACUCCCAGCACAGCCCGCUAUCCCCAGCAGCUUCCCCGUUAGGACUUGGGCCCGAGGCUACUGGACUGGGAAGGUUACGUCUCAUGCGGGCUUAGAAAUGUCCACUGGAUGUAAAAUCUCUGUCAGGAAAACACAAUACAUAGAUGGCCGCAUCCUUUUUGAGUGUGUUAAUUAAGGCAUUUUGAAGAGAAGAAAACUCAUUUGAAACAACCACAGUAGUGGUCAUGGGGGGAAAAGUGAAACUUGGCUGUUUACAGAAGAUCUCUUGGUGAAGAUUUAAAAAUGUGUGGGAUGAACAUAUCCUUUCUUUGAAC
Molecule: messenger RNA, 8132 nt
Organism: Delphinapterus leucas (beluga whale)
Lineage: Eukaryota; Metazoa; Chordata; Mammalia; Artiodactyla; Monodontidae
Gene: MYOM2
Product: myomesin 2
Molecular function (GO): protein binding
Source: RefSeq, a predicted model, not a curated record